AUGUUCGUUUUACUCAUCGUGUUAUAUUUGCAAAUAUUAUCAUGGAAAAAAAGUGAAACAGUUCGAUUGGAAUACAAAUAUUCUGCGGAACAACGUUUAACAUAUUCUGAAAUUGAAAUAAUUGAACGUCGUGAUGUUGAAAAAGGUCUUGAUGAAACAAUUGAAUAUAUUGAAAUGAAUUAUACAGAAGUAAUUGUUAAAAUAAAAUCUAUUGAAAAUAUUCAAAGAAAAAAAAAUUCUAUUCGAAUGUUUCCAUUUAAUCGAUAUAAAUAUGAACAAUUAUUUGAAACAACUUAUCGAAUAAUUGAAGAUCAAACAAUAAAUCAUCCUGGUGAAUUAUCAUCAUUAAAUGGACGAAUUCUAUUACCACCACCAAAUCAACCAAAUUUUCCUCAAAAUCAUAUUCAAAUAGGAUCGACUUGGAUAAUACCAAUUCAAAAUUCGUUAGGAGAAAUUCAAUAUAAAUUAAUUGAUAUUGAUGAUAAUAAAAUAGCUUAUAUCGUAUUUGAAGGUGAUCUUAUUAUGAAUUUUGAUGCACGUUUAACUGGAAAAUGGACUUUCGAUAUUGAAAAAGGUAUUACAUUAACACAAGAAAUAGUUAGUUCUUCAUCGAUGUUAGCAGAUUACAGACUAACCAAAAUAAUAACAAAAAAACUUUUAUCAAUUAACUAA
This is a messenger RNA of Rotaria sordida, 672 nucleotides long. NCBI's taxonomy places the organism in Eukaryota, Metazoa, Rotifera, Eurotatoria, Philodinida, Philodinidae. The record is from the annotation of a GenBank genome assembly.